AUGGCAACAUCCCAACUUCGUGCCGAGGCCGGCACCACAAAAGGUCAAACACCACAAGUGGCACCUUUGAAACUGGCCAAAAUCAAGACCAUCGAGUACUUCCGCGUCAAGCCGCGGUGGCUGUUUGUCAAAAUCACCGACGACCAAGGAGGCUAUGGAUGGGGAGAAGGGACGUUGGAGGGACAUUCCCAGGCCGUGGAGGGUGCUUUGGACGAGAUUAUUGAGCGGAUUAUAGGAUAUGAAGCCGAUGACAUCGAACAUAUCUGGCAGACGAUCUGGCGUCUAGGCUUCUACCGCGGGGGGCCGGUGUUUAUGUCUGCCCUGUCGGGAAUUGAUAUUGCGCUGUGGGAUCUCAAGGCUCGCAGACUAAAUGUCCCCAUCUACCGUCUCCUCGGCGGCAAAGUCCGCAACAAGAUCCAAGUCUACGCCUGGAUCGGCGGCGACCGGCCCAAAGACAUCGAAGCAGCCGCCAAAGCACGCAUCGCCCAGGGUCUCAAAUGCAUCAAGAUGAACGCCACCGAAGACGUCAACUGGCUCGACUCGCCCUCGGUUCUCGACGCAACCGUCGAACGCCUCAAGGCAGUCAAAGCGCUCGGACUCGACGCCGGCCUCGACUUCCACGGCCGCCUGCACAAGUCCAUGGCCAAACAACUGGCCAAACUGCUAGAGCCGCAUCGACCCCUGUUCAUCGAGGAGCCAUUACUCGUUGAACAUCCAGAAGGGUACAAGCAAUUGUCCGACAGCACGACGAUCCCCAUCGCCACCGGCGAACGUCUCUACACGCGCUGGGAUGUGAAGAAGUUUCUCGAGGAUGCCAGCGUCGAUAUCUUGCAGCCGGACAUUGCGCAUGCCGGUGGCAUCUCCGAGACUCGUCGCAUCGCUACCAUGGCUGAAGCAUAUGAUGUUGCUAUUGCGCCUCAUUGCCCGCUAGGUCCGAUCGCCUUGGCGGCUAGUAUUCAGGUCGCUUUGAGUAUUCCGAAUUUUGUGAUUCAGGAAAUGUCCCUGGGGAUGCAUUAUAAUGUCGAGGCUGGCGAGGAGGAUCUCAAUACUUAUCUGGUUGAUCAGUCGGUCUUUGAUAUUGAGGAUGGGUAUGUCAAGGCCCCUACGGGACCGGGGCUCGGGAUUGAGAUUAAUGAGGAGGUGGUGAGGAGGAUUGCGAAGGAGACACAGCCGUGGAAGUGUAAGGAGUUUUAUGGUCCUGAUGGUUCGAUAAGGGAGUGGUAG
Exophiala dermatitidis NIH/UT8656 is the source of this 1224-nucleotide messenger RNA. RefSeq names its product galactonate dehydratase. Gene Ontology annotation, molecular function: galactonate dehydratase activity. The coding region runs from base 1 to 1224 and encodes 407 amino acids. The record is from RefSeq and is a predicted model, not a curated record. The transcript is spliced from 3 exons. NCBI's taxonomy places the organism in Eukaryota, Fungi, Ascomycota, Eurotiomycetes, Chaetothyriales, Herpotrichiellaceae. Gene Ontology annotation, biological process: amino acid catabolic process; D-galactonate catabolic process.